This is a messenger RNA of Capsella rubella, 1724 nucleotides long. RefSeq lists its product as uncharacterized. Lineage: Eukaryota; Viridiplantae; Streptophyta; Magnoliopsida; Brassicales; Brassicaceae. Bases 156 to 1469 code for a protein of 437 amino acids. The transcript has 2 exons. The record is from RefSeq and is a predicted model, not a curated record.
ACUAUUCUCAUUUUCAUUAUUUUCUUCUCGAUUUUCUCGGAAAAUUCUCUCUCUCUCUCUCUCUGUCUCUCAGAGAUCCCCAAGUGUAAGAGUAAUAGUAGUAGUAGUAGUAUCGAAUCUGGAUGUUAUUGUCGGUUUGAAUCUGUAGUCUAAAGAUGAGGAACGUUAAUAAUAGCGUUGAGACUGUUAACGCCGCCGCUACUGCUAUCAUCACCGCCGAGUCUCGUGUUCAGCCUUCCUCUGUUCAGAAGAGGAGAUGGGCAAAAUGUUGGAGUUUGUAUUCGUGUUUUGGAUCUCAAAAGAACAACAAACGGAUUGGUAAUGCUGUGCUUGUACCUGAACCUGUUGCAUCUGGAGUUCCGGUGGUUACUGUUCAAAACUCAGCUACUUCAACUACAGUUGUUCUUCCCUUUAUAGCUCCUCCUUCAUCUCCAGCUUCGUUUCUUCCAUCGGAUCCUUCAUCUGUUUCUCAUUCGCCUGUUGGUCCACUUUCUCUUACCAGCAAUACAUUUUCUCCUAAGGAACCUCAAUCGGUGUUUACUGUUGGACCUUACGCUAACGAAACUCAACCUGUCACUCCUCCGGUGUUCUCUGCGUUUAUCACGGAGCCCUCCACUGCACCAUAUACUCCGCCUCCGGAAUCGUCAGUUACACCUUCGUCACCUGAGGUGCCCUUUGCUCAGUUGCUUACAUCUUCAUUGGAGCUAACUCGAAGAGAUAGCAGUGGGAUAAACCAAAAGUUCUCAUCUUCACAUUAUGAGUUUCGGUCUAAUCAGGUGUGUCCAGGAAGUCCUGGUGGUGGUAAUCUAAUCUCCCCGGGGUCAGUGAUUUCAAACUCUGGUACAUCUUCUCCUUACCCUGGUAAAUCACCCAUGGUCGAGUUUCGAAUAGGCGAGCCUCCAAAGUUCCUUGGUUUUGAGCAUUUCACAGCCCGUAAAUGGGGAUCGAGGUUUGGUUCUGGAUCGAUCACUCCUGUUGGGCACGGUUCAGGUAUGGCUUCAGGCGCUCUGACACCAAAUGCUCCAGAGAUAAUAUCUGGGAACCUAACACCCAGCAACACCACAUGGCCUCUUCAGAAUCAGAUCUCUGAGGUCGCUUCACUAGCCAAUUCGGAUCACGGCUCUGAAGUCAUUGUGGCAGAUCACAGAGUUUCAUUUGAGUUAACAGGCGAAGACGUUGCACGUUGUCUUGCAAGCAAGCUAAAUCGAUCACACGACAGAAUGAACAACAAUGACAGGAUUGCGACAGAGGAGAGUUCAUCAACAGACAGAGGAAGAAGAAACAGCUUCCAAAAGAUUGAAAGUACAGAGAAUAGAGAGACGGAACAGCAGAGAAUACAGAAGCUGAGUUCCUCAUCGAUUGGAUCUAGCAAAGAAUUCAAAUUCGACAACACGAAAGACGAGAAUAUCGAGAAGGUCGCAGGAAACAGCUGGAGUUUCUUCCCUGGCUUACGUUCUGGAGUCAGCUAACCUAAAUAAACACACGUCUCAUUCUUCUUCUUCAUUACCAAAAAACACUAUAACAACCCUUGAACAUGGAUGGUGAUAAAAAGGUAAGAGAUUGGGUUCUAACAACUUAUACACACACUCAAUAAAUAAGCUAAGCUUUGGUUUACAGUUAACUUCUGUACUGAUGUAGUUAGGAACUUUGGAAUAUUCUUGGAUCAGCUCCUACAUCAUUGAUAUAAGCACUCAUGCCUUGUGAAAUAAAAUUUUAUUUCUUCC